GAGCAGGAGCAGACUUGUUGGCUUGGGCGGAGGAGUAUUGCAGCAUGGGGGACUUGGUGAAAGACCAACUCUGCUACUAUCAAGGCCACCAGUGCAAACCCGGCGAGUCCUUCCAUGAACAGCUAGGGCGACAGCUUUCAGAAGACUUCCGGGAGAGUGGACAGGCGCUUGCAGAACAAGGGGCAAUUCAAGAGGGCUCAGAACUGGCGGAGGGAAGUUCAUCAGCUGUAAAUGCACUCUUCCAGCUAGUUUGUCAUUUGAUGACACUGCAUGAGGCAUGCACGGCGGCCUCGGACAGCAGCCAGACCGACCUGAUGUGGAAGGUCAAAAUUGGAGUGAACGAGAGUGGGGCAUGCACCAAGUUUCACGAUGAUCUCAUUGACGUCCGCUUUGCCAUCCCCCUUGCUGGCGACGGCACUGUACUCGCAAAGAACCCGGAGAUUGAUUGGGAAUUCUACGACUCUAGUGGUGGUGUCAUCCCCGAUUUAGAUACAAUGAAAGCUGCUGCUGCAGAGGCUCUGGUCCAUUCCUGGAACCAGCGUGUUUGCAAAGGUGUGCUGCCGACUGAGAGAGGUGACCUUGCGAUAAUGAAGGGGGGGCGGCUCACUGAUCGGCCGUGUCUGCAUCGAGCACCCUAUUCUGCAAGCGAGGGAUCGCAACCAGCUCGGCUUCUGAUUACCUUGGACCACAUUCCCAAAGAUGAGCUUCAGGAGUUCGUGAAGAUGGAUUUUGAAGAUGCAGAAGAGGAAGAAGAACACAAACACUGCGAUCAUGAGCACGAUGCUUGCAUGCAUGCAGAUGAUGCGGAGCCUUCCGGUCCUCUUCUGCCAGUCACGGUUCUCAGUGGCUUCCUGGGCGCUGGCAAGACCACCCUCCUCACGCACAUGCUGCAGAAUCAAGAUGGACUCCGAGUGGCGGUGAUCGUCAAUGACAUGGCUGAGGUCAACAUCGAUGCCAUGCUGGUCAAAACUGGCGCGGAGGUCCUUACCGUGAAGGACAAGAUGAUCGAGAUGCAGAAUGGCUGCAUCUGCUGUACAUUGCGCGAGGACCUCAUUGAGAACGUGACGCAGUUGGCCAAGGAGGGGCGAUUUGACUACCUGGAAAGUACAGGCAUUUCAGAGCCAAUGCCGGUUGCGACCACCUUCGUCAGUGAGCAUGAUGGUAGGAAGUUGCUUGGGAGCGUUGCACGGCUGGAUACGCUGGUGACCGUGGCUAGGAAAGAUUACGAUAUGGGGCAGAAGCUCACCGAUAGACCCGUGCUGGGAGCAGAGGAGGGGGACCAGCGCACCAUUGCGCAGCUCUUGGCCGAUCAAGUGGAAUGUGCCAACAUCAUCGUGCUGAACAAGGUGGACCUUUUAUCUGACAAGGAAACUGCAGCGAUGGAGGGUGUCUUGAAACAGCUGAAUCCUAGCGCAAAGAUCGUGCGCUCGACUUAUGGGAACGUAGAUCUCAAGCUUCUUUUCAACACCGGCAGCUUUGAUAUGGCCGUGGCUGAAGAGAUGCCGGGUUGGUACCAGGAGUUGGAAGGAGGUCAUGUGCCUGAGUCUGAGGAGUACGGCAUCUCGAGCGUGGUGUUUCGGAAGCAGCGGCCGUUUGAUCCACAGAG
This is a messenger RNA of Symbiodinium pilosum, 1606 nucleotides long. The record is from the annotation of a GenBank genome assembly. NCBI's taxonomy places the organism in Eukaryota, Dinophyceae, Suessiales, Symbiodiniaceae.